CUCACUUCACCUCAGUAAAUUCAACUGCAACACACUCAUCUACUACAACUACGGCGCAAGCAUAUGUUACGAUUCACAAGCUUAACCUCCUAGGUAUAUAAGCGAAACCGGAUUCGAGAUGGCGGAACAUCCUUCGUUCACUCUCGCGGGCUUGCUUGCCGUCGGCGGAACGGCCGGAUAUAUCCGCACACGCUCGCUGCCGUCUAUUAUCGCGGGACUGGGGCUGGGUGCUUCUUAUGCUUACUCCGGCUACCUCCUGAAGAACAACAAGGACUACGGCGCCGAGCUCGCCCUCGGCAACAGCGUCCUCCUGCUGGGCUCUGCGGUGCCCCGUGUCGUCAAGACUAAGGCCCGGGCCCCCGUGCCGUUGGGGCUUCUGGUCGCUGGCGCGCUUGCCACGUUUUACUACCAGAAGAAGUUCCGGGAGUUCCGGUUCGGCGUGUGAGCUGUCGCUGUGAUGAUUACAUGUCCGAGCUCACGCUUUUUGCUGGGAUUUGCUGGGAAGGCGGUGGCUCGACGUAUGGUUCGGCAAGUGGGCGAGAUCUCGAAUGAUCGAUCAUGGGUGUCUGUGAACAGAAAAAAAGGUGAUUGGAUUUUUGAACGGGAACUGGAGCUGGAAUUGAGAUGGUGAUGUGUAUGAUAGGUUAUUGAUAUCCCUUCUCACUCCAACAAGACAUACCUGAAGCUCUCGCUUUUCGGUUUCAU
Messenger RNA from Annulohypoxylon truncatum, 705 nucleotides. Its product is annotated as transmembrane proteins 14C-domain-containing protein. Gene Ontology annotation, cellular component: membrane. NCBI's taxonomy places the organism in Eukaryota, Fungi, Ascomycota, Sordariomycetes, Xylariales, Hypoxylaceae. The record is from RefSeq and is a predicted model, not a curated record. The coding region runs from base 119 to 445 and encodes 108 amino acids. The transcript is spliced from 3 exons.